This is a messenger RNA of Capsicum annuum, 1782 nucleotides long. Its product is annotated as enolase-phosphatase E1-like. The coding region runs from base 1 to 1782 and encodes 593 amino acids. The transcript has a single exon. The record is from RefSeq and is a predicted model, not a curated record. Lineage: Eukaryota; Viridiplantae; Streptophyta; Magnoliopsida; Solanales; Solanaceae.
AUGACAUCAACAAUCUCUUCCCUAAAAGAAGAACAAAGAACAAUUGAAGUUGCUCUUGAGGAAAAGCAGAGUGAAAUUAAGAUGCUUAGGGAAACACAGCCGGAAAUAAAGUCAGAUGAUUCCCUGGUAACAUUACUUUCUGAAACUUUGAGACAGAAAGAGGCUGAAAUUGAGGAUUUAAAACACCGUCUUGAAUCUUCACCAAUAAAGGUCUGGUCAGUAGGUGCAGAUGACCCAUCAAAUCCAGCAACAAAUGACACCACCAAGGCUGCUGGAAGAAGGAACGAUGGUAGAAGAGGAAGUGAAGAACUGAACGAAUCAAUCAAAAGAGAAGACCAGAAAAGUUCAGUAGAAGAUAUAGACAGCAAGGCCAAAGAAUCUGCCCAAAACAGAAAUAAGGAAGUCGCUGGGGAAGAUGACACGGGAAGAACUGGGGAGAGGUUUGGCAACGUGAAAGAGAAAACUGGAGACGAGCAGUCUCAGCAGCAGGAAACUUCUCAAAAAGACGUUCCAAGGAGCAACACCAAACAAAACACCGACUAUCAUAAGAAUGCGGAAGAAUCUUACCUAGACGAGAAAACAUACACUGGUGGCAAUGCAUCUAAGGAAAAUGAGCAUGAUGGAAAUCAAGUGCAAAAGCAAAGCAAUGAAGUUGGAGAGGAUGAUGAAGGUAUGACUAAGGUAGAAAUGCAAGAGAAUUCAAACAGCAGAGGAACAUCAAGAGUGACCAAGGACCACAAGAGAAAAACGAGAGGGAAGAGACGGCCUAUAAUUGCUAAGCGCCAGGUGGAAGAAAGUGGCAUGCAUACAGAAAGUCGUGGAAUAGCACGCAUGAGAAACAGAAAAUUCUUGAAAGUAAAAAUGGGAACUGAAAGGAUCGUGAGGGUUGGAGGCAGUAAACUGGAAAUAAGGGAUCAUCAGAAAGACAACGACAUGUAUGUGGACACGAGGAAGAAAUCUGACGAUGAAGAGUAUGGGAUAGAAAUGACCAAGAAGAUUCAACAAGGUGCAGAUUCAGCAUUACAAAACAACCACCAGAUAAGGUCAGAACAAGGAGCGCAUUCAGAUACAGGCAGAGACAGAAUGCAUGAUGUUGGCACAAACCACGAUGAUAGUCCACCAGGUAAGACAUGGCCAAACCCUAACAAUUUUGCAGGUGCAGAGGAAAAGAACCAAGAAGUCAUGAAUCAUGACAUGACUCAGAAGACUGAGGAAGGUGAGGAAAGAAAAGUCAGCAACAAAGCAAUUGAGCUGCUCCAGAGUUCUCGAGAAGAAGGGUUUGCAAAUACAGCUCUUUCAAAGGAGAGUAGCAUCUCAGAAGAGGUCAGAAAUCAAAAAUCAGAUGAAAAAGUACAAUCAGAGGAAAUAACCAGCACCAUCAGAGAAGAUACAGAGCCAAGGCAAGCUCAAUAUCUUUCAAAUUCUUCUGAACAUGCGACAAUUGAUGAAAGAGAUAUCAAAGAAGACGACAACCAAGAGGUUGACUAUUAUCAGGAACCACAAGAAGAGGGAGAACAUUCUGGAGGAUCUCAAGAUGCCAGUAAUCAAAAAUCAGAUAACACUGCACGAACCGAAGUAGAAACCAAGACUGUCACCAAAGAUAGAGAACAAAAGCCUGCGGACAAUCUUCAUUAUCCUUCUAAACAUGUUAAAACUGCUGAAAGGGAUGUAAGGGAUGAUUACCUUGAAGUUGAGAAUGAUAAAACCACAGAAGAAGAGACAGGCAAUAUGACCAGAUUGGGAGGGAAGGCAGAAGAUGGGGACCAUAACGACGAGGUCUGA